Galleria mellonella (greater wax moth) is the source of this 2906-nucleotide messenger RNA. RefSeq names its product zinc finger protein 37-like. Gene Ontology annotation, cellular component: nucleus. Gene Ontology annotation, biological process: regulation of transcription by RNA polymerase II. The coding region runs from base 415 to 2613 and encodes 732 amino acids. Gene Ontology annotation, molecular function: DNA-binding transcription factor activity; RNA polymerase II cis-regulatory region sequence-specific DNA binding. The transcript has 18 exons. The record is from RefSeq and is a predicted model, not a curated record. NCBI's taxonomy places the organism in Eukaryota, Metazoa, Arthropoda, Insecta, Lepidoptera, Pyralidae.
UUCAAUGGAAACGUAAUGGACGUUCUACAGCUAGGUUUAAGGCUUCGCGAUUUUGUUUAUAUCUCCGAUAAUCGGCAUCGAAAACUUUUGUAAUCACUUUUAAAAGCAAUUUUAUUGCACAAGAAUGUAGUGCGUGCAUUUAUUAUUAGGCCAAAUCGUGUGUUUUAUGUAUUUUCCAUGUCUUUAGUAUUGCACCUUUUGUAGUUAGUAAUUGAUUGCUGUAAAGUGGAACCAAGCAUAUUUUUUCCAUAGUUUUAUUGUUUGAAAUUAGUAUUUUUGUUGUCGUUAUUAAGUUUUAAUGAACUUAUAUUUGUACAAUAGUUGUUAUCGUGUAAGUUAUACUUCGUUUUAAGUGUUUAUUCCGUCGAAGAUAGUAAAAUGGUUUCGUGUUAAGUAAACAAAAAUCAAAUAAGAAUGGCACUGUGUGAGAGUAAGCUGGAUUCUCCCCUGCCGGCUUUGAAGCACGAAGAGUCUUCUCCGCGCAGCGAAGAAAGCCAGGAAUCACCGGAGAAGAAGGCCAAGCUGGAACCAAAUGGGGAUGUAUAUGGGGCAGGCGGCAUACCUCUUGUGGAUUACAGAUCCCCCGUUUCACAUUUCGUUCCGCCGGAGUUGUAUGCCGCGAGACACAAGCCAGAGCCAGUCGCUUCUCCUCCAGAACUGUCCAAUGAUACCCCAACGCCGGCUAAGAGGAAGCGAGGUAGACCGCGUAUCGACAAGACGAGUCCAGAGUACCUAGCCAGCAUGGCUGUCAGAAAACAGGCGAAAGAAAUGGCUGCAGUUAUGAACAACAGGACGCCUUCAAGUGAUGCAGGCGAGAAAAGGAAGCGAGGUAGACCAAGGGUGGACAAGACCAGCCCUGAAUAUCUGGCCAGGAAGCGAGCUAGGGAACUUGAGGCCGUGAACAGGAAAGCCAAAAGGGAAUACAAACGUCGGGGAGCCGCUGUGAAACCAAUCAACAAAACGACGAUAAAAGUAUCAUCACGCAUUAAAAAGUUACCGGCGGGCAAAAAAAUUAACGCCAACGCCAGGAAGUUAACCACAAAAAUGGGAGCGAUGAGGAAAGUAGCGGACAAAAAAGUUAUAAUACGCCGAAGUGCAAAAUUUAUAAAGCGAAAAGACUCAGCCGCCUCGUCCUCGGCCGGGGACACGACGCCCCGCGUCAAACGUAAAUAUACGAAGCGCAAUCCGAACGCGAAGAAAAAUGAUGCGACAUCACCUAGCGAAAAAGUUAAAGGCAAGAGAGGUAGACCUAGGAAGGACCAGACCACGAAUAAUAAGCAGCCGGAACAAGCGAAGAUCCGUGUAAGAAGCAAUCUAAUGCCCGUCAAUACGGAACCCAUCACAUUGGACAGUGACGACGAGCCGGAUUUGGGAUCACCAAGUCAGGCGUCGGAUUCUUUGAGUUUAGACGAGAAUUUACGGGCAUUACGACACUUACAUGAAAAAUACGCGAAUAUAGACAAGGAUGAUAUGUACGCGACGCACUUACUAGCUGCAAGCUUCAAGAAACCGCCCACGGACCAGCCUCCGAAAAUGAACAACCAAGCAGCCAAUCAGGUGGUGCAGAUCCGCGAUGAUGACGAGGUGCUGUCAGUGAGAAGUUCGGAAGGUUGCCCUUCAGUCAAAGAGUUGGAUACGAGAGUGGAAAAGUUGGAGGACAGUUCGAACUCUGACUCGGACAGUAGUAGUUCUGGAUCUGGCAGUUCCAGCUCCGGCUCGAGCUCGUCCUCCAGCUCGGACAGUUCCAGCUCGUCGGACAGCUCGGACAGCGAGUCGGACGACGACGAGAGAGCCAAGACUGACAGCGUAGCGCCCGUAAACAACGUCGACGACGACAGGUCCUUCGGUUCCGAGUGGCACAGUGGUGCCCAGUCGGACUCAGACUCAGACCCUGAGCGGCUGAAAGACACUCUGGGCCCACCGCCGCAACAAGACGAGAUCAGCGAGUCGGAGAACGAGUCCCCCGACAAGAGUUUCCAAUGUCAUAUAUGCCAUAAGUGGUAUUCCACCAGGGUUACGUUGAAAAUUCAUCGACGAGUCCACCAGAAUCGCGGCGGUGGCAACUCGCGGUCCCGCACUCGCUCGUCAGACAGAUACGAGUGCGAUUGUUGUAAUGAAACGUUUAAUCGGCGCGAGAAACUUUGGGAUCAUAAGGCUGAAGUGCACCGUGGCACGAUGACGGUCCGCUGCGAGGUGUGCCGCAAGUGUUUCGAGGACGACGCGGAGCUCGCCGCACACGACCGCACGCACUCCGCCGACGAACGUGCAGGCCGGUGCAGCGAGUGCGGCGCGUCGUUCGGCCGCUACGAGCAGCUGCGGCGGCACCGCGCGUGCGCGCACGGCGCGGCGAGCGGCGGCGCGCUCCCGCACGCGUGCGCGCAGUGCGGCAAGCGCUUCUCGCACGCGCACUCGCUCACGCGCCACAUGCAGAACCACGCCAAGCAGCUCUACAGAUGUGUCGUCUGCAAGGUGACGUUACCACGCACGCACGCACGCACGCACGCACGCACGCGUGCGCGCAGUGCGGCAAGCGCUUCUCGCACGCGCACUCGCUCACGCGCCACAUGCAGAACCACGCCAAGCAGCUCUACAGAUGUGUCGUCUGCAAGGUGACGUUACCACGCACGCACGCACGCACGCACGCACGCACGCGUGCGCGCAGUGCGGCAAGCGCUUCUCGCACGCGCACUCGCUCACGCGCCACAUGCAGAACCACGCCAAGCAGCUCUACAGAUGUGUCGUCUGCAAGGUGACGUUACCACGCACGCACGCACGCACGCACGCACGCGUGCGCGCAGUGCGGCAAGCGCUUCUCGCACGCGCACUCGCUCACGCGCCACAUGCAGAACCACGCCAAGCAGCUCUACAGAUGUGUCGUCUGCAAGGUGACGUUACCACGCACGCAC